GUAAAAACAGGCUUGUGUCUAGACGAAUGGGCAUCAGAGAAAUCGAAGUAGCUGGCCACAAACUUAUAAUACACGAGCAGGACAACGUUUACGACUCGCUCACAGGUCGCGCACUCACCGGUGCAUGGCUCUGGGACUCUGCUGUAAUCUUAGCUCAUUAUAUGGCAACCCAUUUGGACUUUCAAACCAAGUCCGUGCUCGAGCUCGGUGCCGGAGCCGGCCUCCCAGGACUGACAGCGGCUAGGCUUGGGGCCAGCCGGGUCGUUCUCACGGACGUUAAGCCGUUGCUUCCCGGGUUAACAAACAACGUUAAGGCCAAUGGGUUAGGAGACCGAGUUGAAGUAAGGGAACUGGUGUGGGGAUCGGAGGAGUCAAAACAGAGUGAAGUGGGGGAGUUUGACUUUGUCUUAAUGAGUGACGUAUUUUUUUAUCCGGAGGACAUGGUGGGGUUGGGAAAGACGUUGAAGAGCGUGUGUUACCGUAGUAACACUUGGAUUUGUGCAGUGAGCGAGGUAAGGCCGUGGACGGGUGAUUGCUUAAACGAGCUAGUGAAUCAAGGUUUUAGAGUUACAGAGUUAGAGAGUAAACUCGGCAGUGGUUCAUCCGGCGAAGGCAAAGAUAAUUUGGACGCGUUCGCUGUGUUUCAACUAAUAUCACCACUUCAAGAAAAUUGCCACGAGACUGACAUAUUUAUUUGAAUGAUGUGUCAAACACUGCUGUUUGUUUAAUGAUUAAAAGGGAACUAUA
Molecule: messenger RNA, 747 nt
Organism: Pistacia vera
Lineage: Eukaryota; Viridiplantae; Streptophyta; Magnoliopsida; Sapindales; Anacardiaceae
Product: protein N-lysine methyltransferase METTL21A-like
Exons: 1
Coding region: 27-698 (223 amino acids)
Source: RefSeq, a predicted model, not a curated record